Messenger RNA from Camelina sativa (false flax), 1806 nucleotides. RefSeq names its product xylose isomerase. Gene Ontology annotation, molecular function: xylose isomerase activity. Gene Ontology annotation, biological process: carbohydrate metabolic process. The record is from RefSeq and is a predicted model, not a curated record. NCBI's taxonomy places the organism in Eukaryota, Viridiplantae, Streptophyta, Magnoliopsida, Brassicales, Brassicaceae.
AUCUUUGCGAUUUUAUCCAAGUUCUAAAGCUGGGUUUUUUUUAGUUUUUUAGUUUCUUCUCACCUGCGAUCGUGUGAUUUCGAUUUGUAUUGUAAGAAACUGGGUUUUUUGGGUUUUCUAAAUCAUCGUUUAAGUUUUGAUAGAAACUAUGAAGAAAGUUGAGUUUUUUAUGCUCCUUCUCUGCUUAAUCGGAGCGUCGUUUCUAGUGAGUGCUGAUCCACCAACUUGUCCUGCGGAUUUGGAUGGGAAGUGUAGUGAUUCUGAUGAUUGGCAAGGAGACUUCUUUCCUGAAAUCCCUAAUAUUAAGUAUGAGGGACCUUCGACUAAGAACCCACUUGCUUACAGGUGGUAUAACGCUGAAGAAGAGAUUCUUGGGAAGAAGAUGAAGGAUUGGUUUAGGUUCAGUGUUGCGUUUUGGCAUACAUUCCGUGGUACUGGAGGUGAUCCAUUUGGUGCGGCGACUAAGUAUUGGCCUUGGGAAGAUGGUACUAACUCUGUCUCUAUGGCUAAGAGAAGAAUGAGAGCUAACUUUGAGUUCUUGAAGAAACUUGGAGUUGAUUGGUGGUGUUUCCAUGACAGAGACAUUGCACCUGAUGGCAGUACACUUGAGGAAUCUAACAAAAACUUGGAUGAAGUUAUCGAACUCGCCAAAGAACUCCAAAAGGGAAGCAAGAUCCGGCCAUUGUGGGGUACAGCUCAGCUUUUCUUGCAUCCUCGUUACAUGCACGGAGGAGCAACCAGCUCUGAGGUUGGAGUAUAUGCUUACGCUGCUGCUCAAGUGAAGAAGGCAAUGGAGGUGACACAUUACUUGGGCGGUGAAAACUACGUUUUCUGGGGUGGCCGUGAAGGUUAUCAGACGCUCUUGAACACUGACAUGGGAAAAGAGCUUGAUCAUCUAGCCAGGUUCUUUGAAGCUGCUGUUGCUUACAAGAAGAAGAUUGGAUUCAAAGGUACGCUUUUAAUCGAGCCCAAGCCUCAAGAACCCACCAAGCACCAGUAUGACUGGGAUGCUGCAACUGCUGCCAACUUCCUAAGGAAAUACGGUCUUGUUAAUGAGUUCAAACUCAACAUUGAGUGUAACCAUGCCACGCUUUCUGGUCACACCUGUCAUCAUGAGCUUGAAACUGCAAGACUCAAUGGUUUACUUGGGAACAUUGAUGCAAACACUGGCGAUGCUCAAACUGGAUGGGAUACAGAUCAGUUUCUUACAGAUGUUGGAGAAGCAACCAUGGUUAUGAUGAGUGUCAUCAAAAAUGGUGGGAUUGCACCUGGAGGCUUCAACUUCGACGCCAAACUGCGAAGAGAGAGUACAGAUGUUGAAGACUUGUUCAUUGCUCAUAUUAGUGGAAUGGAUACAAUGGCUCGUGGACUGAGAAACGCAGUGAAAAUCUUGGAGGAGGGAAGUCUAAACGAAUUGGUACGCAAGAGAUAUGCAAGUUGGGACUCUGAGCUUGGGAAGCAAAUAGAAGAAGGGAAAGCUGAUUUCGAGUAUCUUGAGAAGAAGGCUAAAGAGUUCGGAGAACCGAAGGUUUCUUCUGCUAAACAGGAACUUGCUGAGAUGAUCUUCAAGUCAGCUAUGUAGGAAGAAGAAGAAGAAGAAGAAGAAGAGACUAAAGAAGGCUUUCUAUGUUUAUUAAAAGGAUCGUCUUCUUACUUUCUUAGUUCUCUCCUAAUCUUUGAGAGGUCUGAAAACCAAAAAUGAAAAAUAAGAAUGAUUAGAGAGGUUGUUUCAGUUGACGUACUGUGUACUAUGCUUUCUCACACUCUUAGUUCCAAUUGAAUAAGAACAACUGUUUUAAGGCCUUA